AUGGCUCGCCGAGCACUCCUUCCUCUCCACCUCUGCAGUCUCACAGUCUCACUGACCGAGGAGGUAGCCCGAACCUUCAGUGUUGCUUCACCCAUCACGGCCCCCAACCUGAACUGCAUCUCCACCCGGAGACCGAACGCUAGCGUUCGACCCACCAGCUGCCCCAGGACCCUUGCGUGGAAACCCGCCGACGGCUUCGAGAAGCUCUUGAGCCUGCCCGCUGCGCACAUAGCGCAGUUUGUUUCCUCAGCCAAGCGACAGCACAUGCACGAGUGUGACGCCUCUCUGCCUGUCAUCCGCCGCUGGUCGUGA
Molecule: messenger RNA, 312 nt
Organism: Parastagonospora nodorum SN15
Lineage: Eukaryota; Fungi; Ascomycota; Dothideomycetes; Pleosporales; Phaeosphaeriaceae
Exons: 2
Coding region: 1-312 (103 amino acids)
Source: RefSeq, a predicted model, not a curated record